CUCCGACUCCCACUCCGACUCCGACUCCGACUCCGUCCGGGGCUAACUGCGGAGACCCGGAGCGAGCGUCUCGGAGGCAGGAUGCGAUCCUCGGGGACGGUCGGCGCCGCGCUCCUGGUGCUGCUGGCUGCGCACUUCCCGGCGAGUCCGGCGCUGGAGGAGAAGAAAGUUUGCCAAGGCACGAGUAACAGGCUUACCCAGCUGGGCACUUUUGAGGACCACUUUCUGAGCCUCCAGAGAAUGUUCAAUAACUGUGAGGUGGUCCUUGGGAAUUUGGAAAUUACCUACAUGCAAAGGAAUUAUGACCUUUCCUUCUUAAAGACCAUCCAGGAGGUUGCUGGCUAUGUACUCAUUGCCCUCAACACAGUGGAGACGAUUCCUUUGGAAAACCUGCAGAUCAUCCGAGGAAAUGUGCUCUAUGAAAACACUCAUGCCUUAUCAGUCUUAUCCAACUAUGGUGCAAAUAAAGCCGGACUGAGGGAGCUUCCCAUGAGGAACUUACAGGAAAUCCUGCAGGGCGCUGUGCGAUUCAGCAACAACCCUAUCCUCUGCAACGUGGAGACCAUCCAGUGGCGGGAUAUUGUCAGCAGCGAUUUUCUAACCAAUAUGUCAGUGGACUUUCAGAACCAACUGGGCGGUUGCCAAAAGUGUGAUCCAGGCUGUCCCAAUGGAAGCUGUUGGGGUGUGGGAAAAGAGAACUGCCAGAAAUUGACCAAGACCAUCUGUGCCCAGCAGUGUUCAGGGCGCUGCCGCGGCAGGUCUCCCAGCGACUGCUGCCACAACCAGUGUGCUGCCGGCUGCACAGGGCCCCGGGAGAGUGACUGCCUGGUGUGCCGCAAGUUCCGGGACGAAGCCACAUGCAAGGACACCUGCCCGCCACUCAUGCUCUACAACCCCACCACGUACCAGAUGGACGUCAACCCCGACGGGAAGUACAGCUUUGGCGCCACCUGCGUGAAGAAGUGCCCCCGUAACUAUGUGGUUACAGACCAUGGCUCCUGUGUCCGCGCCUGCAGUUCUGACAGCUACGAGGUGGAGGAAGACGGAGUGCGCAAAUGUAAAAAGUGUGAAGGGCCUUGUCGCAAAGUUUGUAACGGAAUAGGAAUUGGUGAAUUUAAAGACACACUUUCCAUAAAUGCUACCAAUAUUAAACACUUCAAAAAUUGUACCUCAAUCAGUGGAGAUCUUCACAUCCUGCCAGUAGCAUUUAGGGGUGACUCCUUCACACGGACCCCACCUCUGGAUCCCAAAGAACUGGAUAUUCUAAAAACUGUGAAGGAGAUAACAGGGUUUUUGCUGAUUCAGGCCUGGCCAGAAAACAGGACUGACCUCCAUGCUUUCGAGAACCUGGAAAUCAUACGUGGUAGAACCAAGCAGCAUGGUCAGUUUUCUCUUGCGGUCGUCGGCCUGGACAUAAUGUCCUUGGGAUUACGCUCCCUCAAGGAGAUAAGUGAUGGGGAUGUGAUCAUUUCCGGAAACCGAAACUUAUGCUAUGCAAAUACAAUAAACUGGAAAAAACUAUUUGGGACCUCAAGUCAGAAAACCAAAAUUAUAAACAACAGAGGUGAAAAAGACUGCAAGGCCACUGGCCACAUCUGUCAUCCGUUAUGCUCAUCAGAGGGCUGCUGGGGCCCGGAUCCCAGAGACUGCGUGUCCUGCCAGAACGUGAGCCGUGGCAAGGAGUGUGUGGAGAAGUGCAGCAUUCUGGAGGGUGAGCCAAGGGAGUUUGUGGAGAAUUCCGAGUGCAUCCAGUGCCAUCCGGAGUGCCUGCCCCAGGCCAAGAAUGUGACCUGCACCGGCCGCGGACCAGAUAACUGCGUGAAGUGUGCGCACUACAUCGAUGGCCCCCACUGCGUCAGGGCCUGCCCGGCUGGGAUCAUGGGGGAGAACAACACCCUGGUCUGGAAGUUUGCGGAUGCCAAUCACGUGUGUCAACUGUGCCAUCCAAACUGUACCUACGGCUGUGUAGGGCCAGGUCUUGAAGGCUGUGCAACGAAUGGGCCCAAGAUCCCAUCCAUCGCCACUGGGAUUGUGGGCGGCCUCCUCUUGGUGGUGGUGGUAGCCCUUGGGAUUGGCCUCUUUCUGCGCAGGCGGCACAUCGUCCGGAAGCGCACUCUGCGCAGACUCCUGCAGGAAAGAGAGCUCGUUGAGCCUCUUACGCCCAGUGGGGAAGCUCCCAACCAAGCUCUCUUGAGGAUCUUAAAGGAAACAGAAUUCAAAAAGAUCAAGGUGCUGGGUUCUGGAGCAUUCGGCACAGUGUACAAGGGACUCUGGAUCCCAGAAGGUGAGAAGGUUAAAAUUCCUGUGGCUAUCAAGGAAUUAAGAGAAGCCACGUCUCCAAAAGCCAACAAGGAAAUUCUUGAUGAAGCCUACGUGAUGGCCAGUGUGGACAAUCCUCACGUGUGCCGCCUCCUGGGCAUCUGCCUGACCUCCACGGUCCAGCUCAUCACACAGCUCAUGCCGUUUGGCUGCCUCCUGGACUAUGUCCGCGAGCACAAGGACAACAUUGGCUCCCAGUACCUGCUCAACUGGUGUGUGCAGAUUGCAAAGGGCAUGAACUACCUGGAAGACCGGCGCUUGGUGCACCGUGACCUCGCAGCCAGGAAUGUCCUGGUGAAGACACCACAGCAUGUCAAGAUCACCGAUUUUGGGCUGGCCAAACUGCUUGGUGCUGAGGAGAAAGAAUACCACGCAGAAGGAGGCAAAGUGCCUAUCAAGUGGAUGGCUUUGGAAUCCAUUUUACACCGAAUUUAUACCCACCAAAGUGAUGUCUGGAGCUAUGGAGUCACCGUUUGGGAAUUGAUGACCUUUGGGUCCAAGCCUUAUGACGGAAUCCCCGCAAGUGAGAUCUCCACCAUCCUGGAGAAAGGAGAGCGCCUCCCGCAGCCGCCCAUAUGCACCAUCGAUGUCUACAUGAUCAUGGUCAAGUGCUGGAUGAUAGAUGCAGACAGUCGCCCAAAGUUCCGUGAGUUGAUCGUUGAAUUCUCCAAAAUGGCCAGAGACCCCCAGCGCUACCUCGUCAUCCAGGGAGAUGAGAGAAUGCAUUUGCCAAGCCCUACAGACUCCAACUUUUAUCGUGCCCUGAUGGAUGAAGAGGACAUGGAAGAUGUGGUUGAUGCCGACGAGUACCUCAUCCCGCAGCAGGGCUUCUUCCACAGCCCCUCCACAUCCCGGACACCCCUCAUAAGUUCUCUGAGUGCCACCAGCAACAAUUCCACUGUGGUUUGCAUUGAUAGAAAUGGGCAGAGCUGUCCCCUCAAGGAAGACAGCUUCUUGCAGCGGUACAGCUCAGACCCCACUGGCACCUUGACUGAGGACGACAUGGAUGACAGUUUCCUCCCAGCGCCUGAGUACAUAAACCAGUCCGUUCCCAAAAGGCCUGCAGGCUCUGUCCAGAACCCCGUCUAUCACAAUCAGCCUUUAAAUCCAGCUCCUGGCAGAGACCCUCACUAUCAAAAUCCCCCCAGCAACGCCGUGGACAACCCUGAGUAUCUCAACACCACCCAUCCUGACUGCAACAACAGUGUGCUUGAUGGCCCUGCCCUCUGGGCACAGAAAGGAAACCACCAAAUUAGCCUGGACAACCCUGACUACCAACAGGACUUCUUUCCCAAGGAAGCCAAGUCAAAUGGCAUCUUUAAGGGUCCUGCAGCUGAAAAUGCAGAAUACCUAAGGGUAGCACCACCAAGCAGUGAAUUUAUUGGAGCGUGACCGUGGAGGAUAGCAAAAGCCGUAACAAUUCCACACUCUUCAACCCCGCAGGACCAAGCCACAGCAGCUACUCCAGUCCUGAUGGCCAUGCUCACGUUAACUCUUGGACCCAUGGACUGGUUUGGCCAUAUUUGCUCUGAUAGGUCCAUCUUUCAACCAGGAAGCACCUUCUACUCGGAUGCACUUUGGGAAGUUGCAGGGACAUUCCUGGAACAUUCCUUUGUCUUCAAACUGUGAGGCUUCCAUGAAAGGCAUCCAGAAAGAAUGUUGUCCAUUUAAACAGAAGUUCACCCUUCAAUGAGAUAUAUUUGGAAAAAAACAAAAUAUACAUAAAGAGUUUUAUUGUUUGUGGGACCUUUGGAGUUUUUGAUUGUCAUUAUUGACUUUGUUUUCAAUGGGCUUUGCCGAUGAGGAAGAAGCUUGCUGGUAGCACUUGCUGCACUGAGUUGAUCCAGGCCCGACUGAGACCAAGAAGCUAGGGCCAGUCUUCCAGUUAACACUUGAUUCCAUCAGCUCUGCAUCAAGACUCUUCCAUUGCAAGACAAUUAAAUAAACAAGAAGUCCUCCAUGUCCUAAGCAGGCCUGACUGGUACUGUGUCAAAUCACGGCAGGUACAAGAGGAUAAGCCACUUUGAACCCUUCCUGGCAAGGAAGAAACAGAGGGGGUAGAAUUCUUCCUCAGACUUUUAUAUAAAUGUCUCCAUGGUACUUAACUCCCCAUUGGUUGACUAGUGUUUUCUAAUUAUAAGUAUUAGACUGACUUGUUUAUUUUCCAUUGUUUUAAAACUCAAUAUGCUUU
Ceratotherium simum simum (southern white rhinoceros) is the source of this 4510-nucleotide messenger RNA. It is a transcript of the gene EGFR, whose product is annotated as epidermal growth factor receptor. Gene Ontology annotation, cellular component: signaling receptor complex; basal plasma membrane; plasma membrane. Lineage: Eukaryota; Metazoa; Chordata; Mammalia; Perissodactyla; Rhinocerotidae. Gene Ontology annotation, molecular function: epidermal growth factor receptor activity; epidermal growth factor binding; ATP binding. The record is from RefSeq and is a predicted model, not a curated record. Gene Ontology annotation, biological process: positive regulation of kinase activity; protein phosphorylation; negative regulation of apoptotic process.